Molecule: messenger RNA, 774 nt
Organism: Exophiala aquamarina CBS 119918
Lineage: Eukaryota; Fungi; Ascomycota; Eurotiomycetes; Chaetothyriales; Herpotrichiellaceae
Exons: 3
Coding region: 1-774 (257 amino acids)
Source: RefSeq, a predicted model, not a curated record
AUGCACGCAAUCAAACAUAUCCUUCUCCUUCUCGUCUUGUUUGUCUUUCUGACCACCCACACCCAUGCACUAAGCGAGCGCUCCGAGGUUGAUGGACCAUGCAUAGGAGCCAAUAGCAAUCCCGGCGUUUGCAUCAAGACGGACAAGUGUACACAAGGCGGAGGUAGCUACAUUUCAAAUGCCUGCCCAGGGACACCAGACAACAUCAAAUGCUGUACAAAACCCCGCUGCGGUACGAACGAUAAAGGCCAUUGCCGCUUCACGUCGUCGUGCGCCUCGGGCAUCACGGAGACCAAUAAAUGCCCUGGCCCUACCACUUUCAAAUGCUGCAUGCCGGCUGGUGGUGGAUGUGGAGUGCCUGACUUCCCAAACACAAGCUCUGGUUGCAAGCAGAUGGCCAUCGACGGAGCGAAAGCCAUUGUCGCUGCGUUCCCGUGCAAAAUCAAGUCGAUUGGUUGUAUCAGGAAGUGUAGUGAUCCCAGCUCGAGUGAUCACUGUACCGGUAUGGCAACUGACAUGAUGGUCGCUGAGGGUGGAGUGAGUGUCACAACUGGAGAGCCUAUCGCCGAGUGGGUAAUGCGUCACGCAAGCGCGCUGCACAUCGCGUAUGUGAUGUGGGGUCAGAGAAUCUGGAGCUCGAACAGAGACUCGGUCAAGCCGUGGUCGGAGUGGAGGUACCAGUCAUGCACCAAGAUCAAGAACUGCAUCAAUGGGGAUCGAGGUGACAAUACUGCAAAUCAUUGGGAUCAUGUCCACGUCAGCUACAAGUCUUAA